AUGGCAGCAGUUUCAUAUCGUUCGUCGACAUACGGCCUACUCUACUACGACCCAGCCAGCCAGCAGAACCAAUCCGACAAAUCGCAAAGACUCUUCAGGCCGCGACGCGUGGGUCCAGGACGGAUUUGCAUCAAAUCUGUUGAUCCUAGAACCGAGCCACCAGAGAAGCUCAUCUUUCCCCUCUACAAGGAGCCGCAACUGCGGCCAUAUAGCGUCAAGCUGGCGCUCUCACGGGAAAACGCAAAGAGAUUCCUCCGCUCGGUUAUAGCUCCACCGAGCAGCAAUCCGUCCGAUACUUCGCUGACGGCACCGAGUGACACUCAGAGCAAGAGGAGGUCCUGGGCACCGGCAACCCGUUCUCAAUCACAGUCGGCUGAAGGCGGUGCGGAGGCAGAAGCAGAGGYGGCAGCAAACAUCAUGCGGUCGAGCAACCGGCAUUCAAUGAUUUCCGGGCCACUCAAUGCCGCCCAUCUCCAGAGACCCAGGCUGAACAGCGAUCUACGGGGCCCAAGUCUUGCAUCGCAACACUCAUCGAUGAGCGGGAAUUCACGGCAUGACACCGUUCCCGUGGAAGCAAGCGUUAUUCCGAAUCUGAACUUGGACGAUGAGAAGCCCAUUGUCUCUGGAAAUGGUGUGAGUGUGGCAAUACAUCUGGCAGAGCCCGUGCUUUUCCUACAGGGAUUCGAGAAUCCUGACCACGCGCCGGGAAAUACUGCAAUGCUACGCGGAGCACUACACAUACGUGUGCAGAAAGCUGCGAAGAUCAAAACUGUAUCGCUCAAGUUCAAGGGGACGGCGGUCACCAAAUGGCCCGAGGGAAUUCCGCCGAGAAAGACUGAGUUUGAGGAGAAAGACACAAUCAUGGCACACACCUGGCCAUUUUUCAAUGCACAGUUUGAAGGCGCUGAGAAGGGCAGCGGUGCUGAUCACGUGCAACUUUUCGGUCAGGAGCCGACGUCUAGCAGAUUCGACCCUCUGGGCAGAUCAUCAAACCACGGAUCCAGCGCCAACUUGAGCGCAAAGGAGACGAAAAAGCUGGCUCUCUCGAUCAAUCAGUCUCGCAGUUUUGGAAAGGGAGACGUACCGCCAGGUUCCACAGUUGCAUCGAAAGGAUACCGAACUUUCUUGCCUGGAGAUUAUGUAUACAAUUUUGAAUAUGCUCUAGACAGCAGGUUACCGGAGAGCAUUGAUGUUGAGCUUGGUUCUGUAAAGUACGAACUGGAAGCCACCGUUGAACGAGCAGGAGCCUUUCGAGCGAAUCUUCUGGGGAGCAAGACCGUCACCCUCAUUCGUGCUCCAGGCGAGAGCUCGCUCGAACAAGUCGAGCCGAUUGCUAUCAGUAGAAAUUGGGAAGACCAGCUGCACUACGACAUCGUGAUUUCUGGAAAGAGCUUUCCCCUGGGCUCACAGGUUCCGAUAGCAUUCAAGCUUACGCCGCUUGCAAAGGUGCAAUGCCAUCGAAUCAAGGUCCUGGUCACCGAGAAUAUUGAAUAUUUUUGCGCCGGCAAAAAGGUACAUCGCAUGGAGCCUACUAGGAAGGUUCAAUUAUUCGAGAAACGCGCGGAUCAACCGCCGCAGAGCACAUUUCCCGGUAGUACAAUGCGAGUUACCUCUGGUGGCGGUGUUCCGUACGAUCAACGUGCCCAGGCAGCAGCAGGUGAAUCUUACACUGCGGCCGACAGUUCUAAUCUGCUGGGAAACCUGACGGGCGACGAGAACAUUGGCCCAACCGAAAUGGAGUUCAAUGUCCAGCUUCCUAGCUGUCAAACAAUGAAGGAGGAAAGGCAGCGUUCGCACCGACUACACUUCGACACGACCUAUCAAAAUAUUCAGGUGCAUCACUGGAUCAAGAUUGUAAUGCGGUUGUCGAAACCUGAUGCAAAUGACCCGACCAAGCGCCGCCACUUUGAAAUUUCCAUCGACUCGCCAUUCCACAUCCUUUCCUGCCGCGCAACACAGGCCAACAUCUCGCUACCGGCGUACACUUCGCCAGAAGCGACACCGCAGGGCGCCAGUCUUUACGAAUGCGGCUGUCCUGGUGCCGCCCUUCGACGGAACUCGCCUCCAGGAUUCGUACCCACUCUUUCAUCCUUUGGCACGACAUCUUCAUCCGUAGCUAGCAGUGGGACCUCGACGCCUGCCGUUCCUUCUCCCGGCAUAGCUCGCCCGCCCACGAUCCAUGCCGCCAACCACAUCAACCGUGGAGUGCAACCGCAGGAGCGCGAAAGGCCAAUUCACUUGUUGAGGGCGCCGAGUUUCAACCCGCCGCCAUGGUCCGAACAGGAGCCUCCACCUCCACUCAUCACGCCACCGCCAGAGUAUGAGAGCAUUGCAAGCCCGACAAGCGGCAUGGCUGAUUACUUUGCUCGGCUUGGCAACGAAUACGAUGAUGAUGGUGACAGCAGUGAAGAUGAGUCCAGUCGAGCUGGUCGAGUGAAUGUGCCUCUCACGCCGGGAGGGAGAGUGAACAGGAGUAUGGAUUUAGGAAGAAAUGGAUGGAUACCCGUGGGCAGGAGUUGA
Messenger RNA from Ramularia collo-cygni, 2520 nucleotides. RefSeq names its product related to thioredoxin binding protein TBP-2/VDUP1. The transcript has a single exon. NCBI's taxonomy places the organism in Eukaryota, Fungi, Ascomycota, Dothideomycetes, Mycosphaerellales, Mycosphaerellaceae. Gene Ontology annotation, biological process: ubiquitin-dependent endocytosis. Gene Ontology annotation, cellular component: cytoplasm; cytosol. Bases 1 to 2520 code for a protein of 839 amino acids. The record is from RefSeq and is a predicted model, not a curated record. Gene Ontology annotation, molecular function: ubiquitin protein ligase binding; protein-macromolecule adaptor activity.